Molecule: messenger RNA, 3925 nt
Organism: Schistocerca nitens (vagrant locust)
Lineage: Eukaryota; Metazoa; Arthropoda; Insecta; Orthoptera; Acrididae
Product: putative sodium-coupled neutral amino acid transporter 10
Exons: 13
Coding region: 44-3328 (1094 amino acids)
Biological process (GO): amino acid transmembrane transport
Molecular function (GO): amino acid transmembrane transporter activity
Source: RefSeq, a predicted model, not a curated record
AGUUGUAUUAAGUAGUUGUGGGAUUCUCAAAAAGAUAUUAAAAAUGACUUCCAGUAUGGGCAUAACGAUGACGCUAGCCAACAGUAUUAUUGGCGUUAGUGUCCUAGCAAUGCCUUUCUGUUUCAAACAGUGCGGAAUAAUAUUGUCAAUAGUUAUGCUUCUGCUAAGUAGUAUGCUGUCACGUUACGCUUGUCACUACCUCCUUAAAGCAGCAAUAAUGGCCAGGAGGAGGAACUUCGAAUUUUUAGCCUUCCACGCAUAUGGACCCACAGGAAAAUUUUUGGUUGAGCUCUGCAUUAUAGGUUUUCUGAUGGGCACAUGUAUUGCUUUCUUUGUGGUGGUUGGUGACUUGGGACCUGCAAUUGUUGCAAAGACACUAGGAGUUGAUGACUCAUCCAGACUGAGGUCCUCUGUUCUUGUUGGUCUGGCUCUCUUUGUGGUGCUGCCUCUUGGACUGCUAAGAAACGUUGAUAGUCUUUCAGCUAUUUCCAUGGCAACAAUUGGGUUUUAUGUAUGUUUGGUUUUGAAGGUUGUUGUUGAAGCACUGCCUCACUUGUUGGCUGGAGACUGGAUGGAGAAAGUCCAUCUCUGGCGGCCAUCUGGGAUCAUGCAGUGCAUUCCUAUAUUCUCCAUGGCACUGUCCUGCCAAACGCAACUAUUUGAAAUUUAUGAAUCUCUUUAUAAUGCUUCACUGGACCGCAUGAAUGAUGUUAUAAAGGCUGCCAUCAAUAUGUGCACCGGAGUCUACAUUUGUGUUGGCUUCUUUGGAUAUGUUGCAUUUUGUACCCAGAAUUUUACAGGUAACAUACUUAUGAGUUUUGCACCUACGACUUCAAGUGAGAUUUUCAAAUUGGGAUUUGUCCUGUCAGUGGCUGUAAGCUUCCCACUUGUCAUCUUUCCUUGCCGUGCCAGCCUCUACUCUUUACUGUUUCGCAGGGGUGCUAGCAGUCAUAUUCCAGAAAAUCGAUUCAAAUGGAUCACAAUUUUUCUAGUCGGUGCGUCACUUGGUGUUGGACUUCUUAUCCCUAACAUAGAACUUGUGUUGGGACUUGUUGGAUCAACAAUAGGUGUUCUCAUCUGCGUGAUCUUUCCUGCUGCUGCCUUCAUCAGAGUUUCACCAAAGGCUUCCAGUGAAAGACUUGCAGCACAGGCAGUACUGUUUACAGGGGUGCUUAUUCUCUUCCUUGGUACCUAUGCUACAUUGUAUUCAGCAUCAGAGGCAGCUUCGACCAAGUUGGAUGUGCCACUGGAGUCAGGGAAACUUCUUCACGAAGGACAAUCUGGAGUUAUCAAAAAUAAGCUUCUUGACAAAAAUAUUGCAGGUGAGGUGGCAGACACACUGGCAAAGGCACAGGCUGCUGUGGAUCCGGCUGCUGCUGUCAACAAUAAGAAACCUCCCGAGGAGCUGGUGGUUCCAGAUGCGAAGCAGCCGGCUGUCGAGGCGGGACCUCCGGCAGCUGAAGUGCGCCGGGAGCCGCCAGUGCCCGGAGCCCGCCAGGAGCCUCCGGUGCCCGUCGAGCCACCUGCUGCACCAGCAGAGGUGCCGGUUGCCGCACCUCUGAAGGCAGUGACAGCUGGAGCGCCAAAAGAGGAAGCCGCGCCAGUGGCAGCUGUCCACAUGGAUGUGGCACCAGCAGCAGCAGUUGAGGAACCGCCAAAGGCAGAAGCAGUAGCGGUAGCUGGAGACCCAGGAGAGGGGCAGGUGCAGGCAGAAGCUGCAGUCAAGGUGCAGGAUAAACAUGAGGAAAGUCCACAACGGCAGCGAGUGGCAGAGGACGCCAUCCGCAAGGAGGACAGUGAGCUGGCGGAGGCGCAGAGGCAGGCUGACUCGGAGAAGGAGCGGAAGGAGGCGGAGCUGCUGGAGACAUUGGCUCGCCACAAGCAGGAACAAGAGCAGCUGCUGCGUGAGCAGAAGCACAUCCUGCACGAGAUGAAGCAGCAGCAUGAGAAGCUGCAAGCCGCGGGUGAAGGUAACUCUCCAAAAGAUCAAACUAAGAAUAUUACUGAAAAACUAAGUAAAAAGAGUAAGCCAUCCGCAGAUGAAACAAUUAAGGAAUCUAAUGCUCAGUCAAAUAUGGUGAAACCUGUAGAUGUUGGUAUGAAACGUACUUUGCAUGAAGUAGAAUUAAACAAUAAAGCUGCACAAUCCAUAGCAAACUCACUGCCAGCAGAAUCAGUGAAAAGCCCAAAUCAGCAGGCUCUCUAUGUUGUUAAGGCCUCGCAAGCCAGUGCUAUAAAUGCACCAAAACAGGUAGCAGCAGAAAGUGGAAUUGCACAGGCAGGAGCUGUCAAUCAAAACACAGCAAAUCAAAAAAGUCUAGAGACUAAAUCGAAAGUAGUUGUGGCAAAGGCACAGGGUGAAGGACAGAAACAGGGAAGCGCUGGAGCAGCAAAACGUAACGAGGAGAAGUCACCCCAGAUUCCAAGCGCGCAUCCAGGGGGAGUGCAGGUGCCGUCUUUGGCAGACAUUGUGUACAGCAGGAAGGCGGUGCGACCUGUGCCUGCCGAUAGCGUCGUCCAGAAGAAUGCAGCAGAAGUUUCAUCAGGCACUGUACUUUUGGAUCGCUUGAAGGGCAAUGUUAAAUCAGGCAAAAAGGACAGUACAGGAAAACAGACACAAGAAGAAGCUGGCUCACCACAAGAACAAGUAGCAGAGGCACACGCUAGGGAGAAACGGGAGACGGAGGCAGCCGCUGAAGAAGGGAACUGCGACAUUGCAGAGAAAGCAGCCAGCUUUCAUCUUCAACAGUCAGGCGGCACAGUGUUGGCAGAAGCCAGUGUAAAGCAACCAGAAAACAAUGGAUCUUCAAUGUAUCUGCCUCACAUCGCUCCCAACAAAAGGGACAAUUCUUCCACAUUACUUAGUGCGACAGAAAACAGUGCAAAGCCUGUAGUGGUGGAGGAUAUCUCUGUUCCGAAAGAUCCGUCCAGAGAAUCUGUUGUAAAAGAUAACAAGAUUUUGAGUAUAAAGUCACCAGAAAUGGAAGAGGAAGUAGUAAGGAAGGUAGCAGAUAACUCUAGUAAUCUUGUAUUGUCAAGUGAUAUGGUAACAAGAGAUUUUAAUCUGAGAUCUGUCUCAGAGUUGGGAAUCAGUAGUGUAACUGGGGCUCCCCAACACGUGAGGAGCUACACAGAUGUUGCGGUAGAUGCAGAGAAGGCCACAGGUGCUCCUUUUGAGAUAAAGGCCCCACAGCACCUGUCACCUCCCGAUGUCAGUCUUCCUCCGUCAAUUGUCGACUCGGAUGACCGUCUAUCAGCUGCCGGUGUUAAGCCACUGUCCCGCGAUCUGAAGUCUGCUAAAGAUGAUGAGGCAGAAGACAACACAUAAAGGACAAUGUUUGCUUGUGUGUUCGCGAGUUCGGAGGAAAAAGCAAAAUUUGUGUAUGUAAAUGUGGCACUGCAACUUCCCUGUGUUGAUUAAAUUGGCCACGUGAUUUCAUGACCGAGAAUACGUUGAUGCGAUUUUCAGACUACUCUAUCCUGUCGAAAAAUUGUCCAAAUAAUGACAUAUCGCACCUGUCGUGUGUGGCCUGUAGGUCCAUAAAGACUUUUGUCAUUCCAAGCAAUGGUGUAUGCAAUUAUUGUUGCAGUUACUGUAUAGCAGGUAUUUAUGAUGGUGUAAUUAGUUGUAUCCCCCUCCCCCCAAAUGUGUAAAUGUGGGCACUUAUUUCAGUAUCUCUGUUGAUAAAAGAAAAUCUAGUCAAUUACCCUAGCCUGCUGCAAUGUACUCAUUUUGUAUAAGAGGAUCUCCAUUGAGUAUUGAAACACCUGUGGCUGAAACCCAUUAUGUACUUAGGUAUUGUGAUGUAAUGCACAAUUAAAACUGGCCUUUGACCAUUUGCCAAGACCGAAACAUUUCAGCUGUGAAAACAUAUGUGCAACCUUGUGACAGUUUAUGGGCUUAGUAUAAUUAGUUAUUGGUUUU